This is a messenger RNA of Postia placenta MAD-698-R-SB12, 393 nucleotides long. RefSeq lists its product as hypothetical. The record is from RefSeq and is a predicted model, not a curated record. Bases 1 to 393 code for a protein of 130 amino acids. Gene Ontology annotation, biological process: tRNA 5'-leader removal. The transcript is spliced from 3 exons. Gene Ontology annotation, cellular component: ribonuclease MRP complex; nucleolar ribonuclease P complex. NCBI's taxonomy places the organism in Eukaryota, Fungi, Basidiomycota, Agaricomycetes, Polyporales, Adustoporiaceae.
AUGCCGCCCAAACGUAAGGAUAAUAGCGAUGCUGGCGACGAGCCUACCGCGCGAGAGAGGAAGAAGCAAAAGACCGCCAUCGCGCGCACGAUCGCCGUACAACCGACUGCGUCUAGUUCAACGAGCGGAAGCAACCCAGUGGCUGGCCCAUCGAAAUCGGCUCGCGCUUUUGAGAUGAAGGCAAUGCAUGACGCAAUGCAGAGUGCACGAUCAAAUUCGACUCAAAGGGCUUGGCAACAACUCCCCCGACACCUGCGCCGCAGAGCUGCUAGCCACGAUGUUCGUCGCGUGCCUUUACGACUACGAGACAAGGCUCGCGCUGAAGUAAUGACUUGUCAAUAUGCGUGCUAUCUACGUACUGAGUAUAUGGCGGCAGAUGGACUCUGUCCAUAA